This is a messenger RNA of Dentiscutata heterogama, 1227 nucleotides long. The record is from the annotation of a GenBank genome assembly. NCBI's taxonomy places the organism in Eukaryota, Fungi, Glomeromycota, Glomeromycetes, Diversisporales, Gigasporaceae.
AUGUCAGAAGAAAGGAUUAUUUUAAAUGUUGGAGGUAUAAAGUAUGAAACUUUUCGAUCAACACUUACUGCUCAGCCCGAGACAUUACUUGGAAAAAUGUUUCAAUAUCAAAAUGAAUUCAUUAAAAAUUCGGCUAAUGGAAAUGAAUAUUUCUUUGACCGAAUUGCCAUAAACACGAUUGAUCGAUUCAUUUCAAGUCUUGAACAAUUAGUCAUUAGUCAUUACAUAAACUUUGACAAUAAAAUUUCCUUAUCAGUUGGUCAAAACAAUAACAAUCUAUUCGAUAGUCGUCUUAGCCAAUUUAAAGGAUGUGAUUUUGAUAUCUUGAAUAAUAUGGAAAGACAAGUUAAAAAACAUUUAGUUGAAACUUUUUCUAAAUUAGAUCUGAAAUGGAAAUGUCAAAAAAAGCAACAUUAUUAUUCUAAAAGUUUAUUCUUUGAGAUCGAUAUCACUUUUUCUUCUCCAGUUGAAACCCUAUUAAAUUCUGAGGAUACUCAAACCCACAUUGCAUUUACUCAAGCACCAAUCAAUACACCUGAAGAAAAGGUUAUUUUAAAUGUUGGAGGCAAAAAGUAUGAAACUUUUCAAUUAAAACUUGUGGCACAACCGGAAACUUUACUUGGAACGAUGUUUCAAGAUCGAAAUAAAUGUAUGAGACAUCCAAUUAAUGGAAAUGAAUAUUUUUUUGAUCGUAAUAGUGAAGCAUUUCAUUAUAUAAUGGAAUUUUAUCGAACUGGAAAGCUUACUUGGCCUAUUGAAUAUGGAAAAGUUACUUGUAAACAACUUGAAGAAGAACUUGAUUACUUUCAAAUUCCUUUUGAUAAAUCAACAGUACUUUGUUCAUCAGCUUUAGAAAUUGUUAGAAAUAAGUUUAAUAACCUCAUCUUGUCCUUUGAAGAAUUGAUCAUUCAUUGUUGUAAUUACGUUAGAAAUAAUAUUGAAUUGGAAAUUACACGUGGUGAUAUUCAAAUAAUUGAUAUGUCAGAUAAUAGAUAUAAUUAUUAUUAUUUAGAAAAUUUACAAAUGGUUUUUUCAUCUAAAUUUACCUGCCCUGAGACUUAUAUUAUUUUAGAUAAUAUCCAUAUGGAAAGGCACGUUGGAGUUCAUUUAAUUAAAUUAUUUUCUGAUUUAGAACUAAAAUGGAAAUUCAUUCGGGAGUAUAGUUGUCAUAAACUAUUUAUCUCUUUUUCAUUUGAAAAUGUUUAUAACCAUUUUAAAAAAUAUUAA